Messenger RNA from Octopus sinensis (East Asian common octopus), 2757 nucleotides. RefSeq lists its product as uncharacterized. The transcript is spliced from 12 exons. The record is from RefSeq and is a predicted model, not a curated record. Bases 172 to 2757 code for a protein of 861 amino acids. Lineage: Eukaryota; Metazoa; Mollusca; Cephalopoda; Octopoda; Octopodidae. Gene Ontology annotation, molecular function: protein binding; catalytic activity.
AUAAUACAUUUUGACUCAUCUGGAACUGUAAAAUGAAAUCAACGAAGAACAGACAUACAUGGAUACUAUCCCUACCUUUAUGUAUCAUAUAUACACAUAUCAUUGAGCAAUGUUUAGUAAUACAACUACAUAAGUGAAUAUCUACUCACAUGUCUGGCUUUUAAUUGGGAAAUGUUAUCAAGUUACCAACCUACAUGCAAUUUCACAAUGGAGUUUGAAAGUGUGUUGACCACCAUCUUAACUAAAGGGAAUGAUUGUGAAAUUUCUAGGUCUUCGGAAUCACUCUUGAAUUAUUUACACCAGGACAGAAGCUUAACGACUACAAAGAUUUUAACUCAUCCAGGUUCAGAGGAUUUGUUGUCGCGCUUAAUAAAAUUGCUGUCAUCAACGGAUAUCAGAACAUCUGGAAAUGCAGCAUAUAUUCUUGGAAUUUUGGCAGAAACUGAACAAGGAUUUGAAAGAAUUUACUCCAUUGGAAAUAAAACGUCUUCGUUAGAAUCGGUCAACAGUUGCACAACUACUUUGAUGUUGGAUUCUUUGGUCAGCUUACUUGCGUCAAGUGAUCCUGAGAAUGUAAUGAACGCCUCAGGCACAUUAGGAAUUUUGGCAGAAUCUCAAAGAGGUCGUGACUGGAUGCUCGAAUCCCGGUGUAUUAGUUCCAUGAUCGACACUGUGACGUCACUGCUUACGUCAGAGAAUUUGUGGACAUCAAGUAAUUGUGCUCUUAUAUUAGCUCGUAUAACAAUCAACGACAGCGGUUGUAAAUACCUACUGGGACAUAAGCAAUGCUCAUCGAUUCUCAGAAAUCUUAUUGACAGUCUUAAGAUCGACUCUACAGGUCGAGGGACAAAUGCUGCCUUUGCUCUUGGACGUCUGUAUGACCAACGAAAAAAGCAUCUGGUUCUAACUAAGCUUGACCAUGUAGAAAAUAUGAUUACUGCACUUUCGAAGAUGUUAACCUACACUGACCCCAGUGCAUGCAAGAAUGCAUGUUUUGCUCUCAGUUCUAUUUUUAUUAAAAAAUGGAACCAAGAUAUAUUUCUCUCCUCUCCCUGCUGCAUAGAGAUCUUGGAAACACUUGCUAAACUCUUAUUUUCUGAAGAUCAUGAAACAGGAUGGUUCGCUGCCGUUACACUUCAUACGAUUGCCAGAUUCCCUCGGGGAUGCUUGCAGAUCCGAAGACAUAAAACUGUUGAGACAUCCAUGAAGAAUUCUCUUGAAAAUGAAGACAAUCAGGAUCUCGUAGAAGAGAUAACAUCAGCUCUGAAAAUUAUCAAAAGAUUAGAAAAACCAUCUCCUCCAAGAAUUCGACAUAUUGAUUCUACAUGGCUUGAAAUCGAAUGGAAUCAGGUGAUAUCAAAAUCUGGCUUCGUUAUAACGUACAAGAUUUUUGUAGAUCAAUUAUGUGUAAACCAAACAACGAACAGCUGCCAUUGUGUAAUUGAUUCUCUCAAACCAUCUACCAAAUACCGGAUCCAGCUUCAGGUGACGGCAGACGAAGACGAAAGUCCUCUGAGUGAAAGUGUCUCUGUAAUAACUGCAGAGGAAAAAGAACUUGGUGCAAAUGCAGAAUCACAUGGCAUUGAUAUAAUAGCUGUCCAAGAACACCGAUUUUACCACCCUGACAACAUCCUCAAAUACCAUCAAGUCGGUUCUUAUCAACUUGUAACCUCCUCAGCAUCAAAGAAUACUGUUAAUUCAACAGUUGGAGGUAUCGGAUUUCUACUUUCAUCAAAGGCUAGUGAUACUCUCUUGAGUAUAGAGUCAAUCUCACCUAGAAUUAUGGUGCUUGAGAUAGAUGGAAACCCAAAAUCAACAUUGGUAUGUGUGUAUAGCCCACAUAAUUCGUCUGUGGCAGACGAAAUUGAAAAUUUCUAUACAACCCUUCGUUCAACCAUUGAGCAAGUACCUCUCCAUAAUUUUCUGGUUAUAGCUGGUGAUCUGAAUGCUAGACUAGGACCCGAUGAGACCAAGUUUACUUUCAACUCUAAAACCAAUCGGAACGGAGAAAUGCUCAAAGACUUCUUGGAGGAAUUUAAUCUCUACACCUCCAACAAUUCUUUUAUGAAACCAAAAGGUCAACUUUGGACAUUUGAGUCCCCACUUGGUGAUAGGGCACAAAUUGACUACCUCAUCUUUCGAAAGAAAUGGCGCAAUAGUGUUAAGGACUCGAGAUCCUACUCUUCCUUUAGUUCUGUCGGCUCUGACCACAGAAUUGUAUCAGCUACCGUUAAGCUUAGUCUUCGCUCAUCCAAAAAAACUAAGCCUCACCCGAUCAAAAUGAUCGACUGGGAGGAAGUCUUAUCUAACCCCGAUAUGUCCAAACAAUUUUCUAUUGAGAUCUAUAACAAAUUUCAAUCUCUGUCUACUUCUGAAAUAGAUGCUGAGAACAUUGAGGAAGUAUACAGCAGCCUCAUCAAAUCAACAGAGGAAGUUGCACUGGCUACUCUUCCCAAAAGGAAGAGUAGGGGCCAGAGCAAAUCUUCUAAUUCCCCAAAUGUCAUCGAAGCCAGAAACCAUCUAAAGUCUAUAUCACUAGCUUACCACCAUUCUCCAUCCCAGUCACUGAAGAUCCAACUCAUAACUGCCAGGAAGAAUCUUGAUGAGGCUUACUUGAACGCCGAGAGGAUUUGUGUGCUGAGAUUACGAAUAGUAAUGAGUCUUCUGGACACUGUCGUCUCGAGUCCUAGGGUUCUUAAGGCUAGUUACUUGGCUUCCAUGGCAUAUAAGCGACCGGCAACACAAUAUCAGCCCUGA